AUGAACACGCCACAGCGCCAACAACAACGCCGGCCACGCCGCCACAACGAGAAUGGGCCCACCACGUCGACGGCCAAACCGCUACACACGGUCCAGUCGACCGGCUGCAUGGAGAUGCGCACGCCACGACCACGCCGCCAACGUUCCUCGGUAUCGUUGUGCUCCACACCCAAGACGACCGGAGCAAGCUACGGAAACGCCAGCUUCAGUGCCAGCCGCGCCACUUUCAACAGCUCGGCCUUGGGCAGUUCGGCUUCAAGCUCUGGCUCGGCCAGCUCUGUAUAUGCCGGCUCCAAGUUCACGGAUUCACCGAUGGCACGGCACGUUCCUCAGCCACCAUGCACCUGGCUGACCGACUUCCAACGUUCCGCCUCUGCUCUGGAGUCGAAACUGAAAUGGCGUGCCAGUCCAACUCCAUCUACAUCAAGCUCGGGAAUGGCUUCCAUCUCCGAGACGGAUUCGGUCGAUGAAUUGGUCGUUCUACCCCCAUCUCGCAACCAACCCACUCCCAUCAAGGUGCAUCCCCUUCAGCUGAUCAGCGCGUGCGCCGCCGUCUGA
Molecule: messenger RNA, 558 nt
Organism: Bursaphelenchus okinawaensis
Lineage: Eukaryota; Metazoa; Nematoda; Chromadorea; Rhabditida; Aphelenchoididae
Source: the annotation of a GenBank genome assembly